CAUCAUUGAAAUGGCAGAAAACCCAUAUCUUAAUUCACCUAGAAAGCUACUUCCCAUUGUAAAGUCAAGAAAAUUAAUUAAAGGAUGCAUAAAAGAAAAGUCUUCUGAUAGCAUUCGGAAAACCAGAAAUCAAAAGGAGAGAUGUAAUGAAUAUACUCCGAUUUUGACCAAGAAAAACAAAUAAAAUGCAUACUCAUGAUUCAAAUAAACUUCCUGCUCCAAAAAGACGUUCAAAAAGGAGGAAUAAACUAUCAUUCAGCUUUGAAAAGGCAUACAGAGAGGAUAGUACCUCAGUUGGAAGAUUGUGCAUCAUGAAAAAGAUAAACACCACUUGAGAGUCUUUAGUCAAUCCAAAUUUUAACAGUGAAAGUGAUCACCCAGCCUUGUCACCCCAGAAUGGCACUUUCAACACUCAGUACCUCAAAGAAGAAGAUGAGCUACCUGAGAUAGGCAUUAACCAUGAAAUACAGUUAUCUUACUUAAUGCCAAAGUACAAACUUGGGUCAGAAAAGCUGCAGGAAAAGCGAAGUAGGAUUAAUUCUCAUCAGGUGAUUCAAAACUGCUUGAAGACUAAUGCUACGGAUCCGUAUCUUGCCUCUAGAAAUACCUCUAUCAAGCCUCUAACCUAUCGAAGCGGAAGUAAUUCGAUCCAGCACAGGUGUCGAAAAAAUCCGUUUGGAAAGAUCAGCUCUAAAAUAAAAGCUUUGAAUAACCGAUUACUAAAAGGCCUCAGAGCCUCUGUUCAGGGUAAAAAUGUAGAAAAAUAGCCCUUUAAUGAGCAGAAAUGCUCUAAACAAGCAUAAUAUUAACAAAAUGGAAUUCACUGAGAUCCUCAAAAUGUGUUCUCUAUCUGCAAUCGACAAAAGAAAAUUUGCUAGAAAACCAAAAGCUGCCUGCAGAAAGUCUAGAAAAGUCAAGUUUGUUGUAUAAAACUCCU
This is a messenger RNA of Moneuplotes crassus, 937 nucleotides long. The record is from the annotation of a GenBank genome assembly. NCBI's taxonomy places the organism in Eukaryota, Ciliophora, Spirotrichea, Euplotida, Euplotidae.